GUUUACGUUUAUGAUGGCGGCUGUACAGUUAUGUCCUUUUUGUUGAAUUUCAGUUAAUUAGUCCAUUGAAAUUGCUUUGGCUGUCCUGGAGAAUCUUUAAAAAACACAGACUCAUUAGGGCGGACAGCUUUCACUCUCUGUCGUUGCUGCGGGAGCGAGAACUUUGUACUCUUCAUGUAUUGACAGAUGAAAUGAGAUGUCCAACCUGGCAGAAAUGGCUUUGCCGACCACAAUAUUUACCUUUGUAAAAUAUGUCAAAACAGAAUUUGCGUUGACCGGUGAUGCAUCUCUUUGAACUGAACCAAUAUCCUGUGCCCGUCGGCAGUAUGGAAGGCAUCGGAGACGCGUUUGAGGAAGGAAGACCAUCAUUUUGGAAAAAGACCAGUAAGGCUGUUCCGGGACGACCUAGCCCAAAACGAGACUUGAAAAGCAACUCUUUCAAAAGUUCUUCCACAUCUACAUCAUUUCAAGACUUCCAAGAGAGUGUCAACGAUGCCUGGGAUCUUGCUGAUGAUGACAUUUGCGGAUCAACUGGUGUUACCAUAUCCAGUCGUGUCUCGCAGUCAGCUGCAUUGAGUGUUAUCAACAAUCAUCGCAACACUGCUGGGGUGGAUGAUGAGCGCCCAACACAGCCGCCAAUUUUAUCUGAACAGAAGAAGACUGAAGCUAUUCAACGUUUAGCAUUGUUACAAAAUACGCAAGCUGCACCUACGUCCAUGGCUCAACACAUCCCUCAUCAUGCACGGCAAUUUCCUGGGAGACCACAACCGCUUCGAGGACUACCCAGCUCUGGCUCCAGAGAAGGAGAAGAGUCAAGUAAACUAGAGCGCUUUCAACCUUUACUUGAAAGCACUCUGCUAAAUUUAGAAGAUCUUCGUCAAUUAAGUUGGUCAGGUAUUCCUGUCAAAGUUCGUGCCAUCACAUGGAGACUCUUAUCAGGAUAUGUUCCAGCAAAUUUAGAACGAAGACAACAGGUUUUGGAGCAGAAACGUCAAGAUUAUUGGAACCUUGUGAAGCAGUACUUUGACACUGAUCGAGAUGAAGCUUAUGAAGAUACAUAUCGUCAAAUCCACAUUGAUAUUCCUCGAAUGAGCCCUCUUAUUGCUUUGUUUCAACAGCAAACUGUUCAAGAAAUGUUUGAGCGCAUAUUGUACAUUUGGGCCAUCAGACAUCCUGCCUCAGGAUAUGUGCAGGGAAUGAACGAUCUUGUUACCCCAUUUUAUAUUGUUUUUCUACAAGAGGCGAUUCCAUCUGAUUGUGAUUUGGAUACUUUUGAUGUUGCUCGGCUAUCUAAGGAACAAAGAGAUAUCAUUGAAGCAGAUUCUUUUUGGUGUUUGUCCAAGUUUCUUGAUGGAAUUCAAGACAAUUAUAUAUUUGCUCAGCUAGGUAUUCAGAGAAAAGUUAAUCAGCUUAAGGAACUGAUUCAGAGAAUAGACACUCAACUUCAUCGUCAUUUACAACAGCAUGGUGUUGACUAUCUACAGUUUUCCUUUAGAUGGAUGAACAACCUUUUGACACGUGAAUUGCCUCUCUAUUGCACAAUUCGACUCUGGGACACAUAUCUAGCAGAAUCUGAUGGGUUUGCUUCUUUCCAGCUUUAUGUUUGUGCAGCUUUUCUCAUGCAUUGGCGGCAAGAAUUACUCCAAGAAAGAGAUUUUCAAGGCCUCAUGUUGAUGCUCCAGAAUCUCCCGACCCAACGUUGGACUGAUUCUGAAAUAAGUAUUGUAGUUGCAGAGGCGUAUCGUCUUAAAUUUACCUUUGCAGAUGCUCCAAAUCAUCUGCAAAGUGGUGACAGGUGAUGUUACUGAACUGAUCUUCCAUGCCUCUAUUUUAGAAUUUUGUGAUGAUGUGAUUGGCAUUGUUAUUUUGUUCUCUAAAAUGUUUAUAGGGCCAUUCUUAAACAAAUAUUAUUUUGAGGGCCCACUGUUGAAUUUAAUUCUUGAUUUAUUUACAGAGUGUACAUUUGUUUUGUCUGGUUUAUUGUAUGAAAUUGGUAGCUAGAUCAUAUCUUCACAUUUUUAACAUUAAAGUCACAAGCAUAAUACUUGGCUGUGGGGGGAUGUGAAACUGUAAACUAGUAUCAAAAGGUUGUAUGUUCCAUUUAAAAAUUUGAAAAGUUAAUCCUACUUUAGGUGGAUAGAGUUCUACAAAUAUGUAUGUGGUCUGAUGUCACAAACUGUCUCUAUUGUUUCUGUGUUUGUGUGUGUGUGUGGCUAGUUCAAGGAAUUAAAUUUGAUAUUGUUCUGUACGUGAGAGCCGAUGUCAUAUGUUAUCUGUGAUAAGUUCAAAACAGCAUUGUGCAUCACAGU
Molecule: messenger RNA, 2309 nt
Organism: Frankliniella occidentalis (western flower thrips)
Lineage: Eukaryota; Metazoa; Arthropoda; Insecta; Thysanoptera; Thripidae
Gene: Tbc1d22
Product: TBC1 domain family member 22B
Exons: 1
Coding region: 282-1799 (505 amino acids)
Biological process (GO): activation of GTPase activity
Molecular function (GO): GTPase activator activity
Source: RefSeq, a predicted model, not a curated record